UGCAUGUGCUCCCCUUUUGUUGUAGUUUGUGUUGUUGUUACACAGGCCUCCCUGAGGAGAGAACAGAAGGCAGCAUAAAAGAACAGAGAGAGAGAGCUAAAGAGUGAGUGUUCGUGGCACAUUGUGGGCGAUGGACACUGAGGCUGUGGUUUAUUUGAGUGGUGGAGAAUGAGCUGUGCCUGGCAACUCUUGGAAUCUUGCGAGGCGGAUGCGACAUGAUGUGGAUCUGGCUUUAUCACCGCAUGCCAGCCAGCAAGAGGACCGACAGCACACUAUAUCAUGACCUGCUGCCAGGAGCGCAGUGUGUUGGACAAAGGUAAACAACGCUGCGUUGGAUUUUCUGGAUCUGUGGUUGGGAUAUUUUUUUUCCUGCUGGUUUGUUGAUUUUUACAGCCUACCAAAAGUGCCUUUGUAAAACCUUUUUCUUCUGUUAGGAGUCCCUAAUUAAACACAUUCCAACAUAUCGCCUGAGAAUAUUGCACUUAAGGUCCCGUACACCAACCUCUACUUUUACAACCUGUUGCCAUAUCGAGGGGUGUUAUGUUGUACUGUUUGACAUUGCGUGCUGGUGUUUACUGUUCUGACAAUCAGCUCCGUAGAAAAUCUCACUGACAAUCACCACCCAUCUGAUUUUUAAAAAUUAUUUACUUUUAUGCACCUGGAACAUCUCGCAUAUCCCAAAGCCAUAUCAGAGACUGUUGGGUAUUUCCACUCCAUCUCCCACCUCCCUCGUUGCCAUAACGACGCAGAACCGUCGCCAUGCUAAGUAUCCAGUCCAAAUGGCGCUACCUUUUCAUGUUCCUCGGCGUCCAGCUUGUGGUUAUGGCACUACUCUCCCGUGAGGGCUACCAGAAGAGGGUCAGCUACUUCAUCCGCAUCUUCCGCAAGCCUGAUGGCACCAGCCCGAUGCCCCGUAACCACACAGCAGGUGGAGUCACCAGUGGGAGUGAUGUGUAUGCCAACCUCUCACUAGUGGCCAAGGCCCAUAGCAGGGGAGACGACAUGCCCUACUGCCCCAAGACGUCUCCAUUGAUUGGUGGACCAAUCCACGUUACCUUUCCGUCUGGGCUACCACUAGCGGAAGUACAGCGGAAAAACCCACUAGUGGUUCGUGGAGGACGCUACAGGCCACCUGACUGUGAGGCACGGCACCGCACCGCCAUUAUCAUUCCCCACAGACACAGGGAACAUCACCUUAAGUUCUUACUCUACUACCUGCAUCCAUUCCUGCAGCGACAGCAGCUCAACUAUGGAAUAUACAUCAUCCACCAGGCAGGGAACUACACAUUCAACAGAGCCAAGCUGAUGAACGUGGGUUUCCGGGAAGCAAUGAGGGAAGAAGAUUGGGACUGCCUCUUUUUCCAUGAUGUGGACCUCAUCCCCGAGGACGAUCGCAACACAUACAUAUGCGACUCCAACCCCAAGCAUGCGGCCAUUGCCAUGGAUAAAUUUGGCUACAAGCUUCCAUACAAGAUGUACUUCGGAGGAGUGUCAGCACUAACGCCACUACACUACCUCAAAAUGAACGGCUUCCCCAACAACUAUUGGGGCUGGGGUGGUGAAGACGAUGACAUUGGAGUCAGGGUGUCUCUAGGAGGGAUGUAUAUCACUCGCCCCUCUCUGAAGGUGGGUCGCUACAAGAUGAUCAAACACAAGUUGGAUAAAGGCAACGAUGUAAAUCCAAAGAGGUUCAACAUGCUAGCCAAAACGCGUCAGACCUGGAAGCUGGACGGCAUGAACACGGUGGAGUACGAGAUAGUGUCGCGCGAAUACCUACCCCUCUACACCAACAUCACUGUUAACAUCGGCACCGAAGCUGGCCUGCACGCUCCUCCGCCAACGCCACACCCUCCUCCUAAAGUUGCAGGCAAACCCCAAAUCAAGCCAUUAGCCAAGGUCCCAGACAAAGCCCCUGCCAAGCUCAAAGAGGACCACCCGUAAAGCCAAGGGACGCAGCAAGGCUGAGCGUUGGCUACACCUCCCUUUGCCUUUAUUUAACAUAGGUUCGUUAUUUUAAUGCCAAUCGUAGAAUGAUCAGAUUGUUUUUUCUUCUUCUUGGCAGCCCUGAGUUAGCGCACACAUUUAGAGCCUUGAUCUUCUUUUCCUUCCUUCAAAUCUUAACUCCUCAAAAAAGCGGAGGAUCAAACAGAGACACAGCCAGCUAGCGGUUUGGACUCAGACGUCUUGGGGAUUAUGGCACCCAUUUAGAUUGACAUAAAGAAGUGCUUGAGUACCGGCCUGAGAAUGAUGCUUAGUGUGUCAGUGAUUAAUCUCUGCCAUAUUUCCUACUCCUACUCUGUCAUAUUACUGACUCUCAAGGGACCUACGGCAAAACGGAGCAGAGCGGUUAAAAGAUGGACUCUAUGAGUUUAUAUAUCCACAGCGCUCUGGUCGCUGAUUAAAACUUGUGAUGCCUUAGAAUUUCAUCCUGAUGUGUUUUGCUUCCUCCUUUCACUCUUACUGUAUGCUGUGAAGACUUUUAAGUUGAUUAUGGCAUAGCUGCUGUGGUUUCUAGUUGUAUGGUCACCAUGACACAGUGGCAUUUAUCUUUUAUUUUUUUCCUUUCACAAAACCACUGAAAUGACCAUCUGAGGACUUUUUUUUGUUGUUUCAAGUCAUUAUGAAGUUACUACGAAGGAAUAGAACUUGACUUGAGUUGUGUGUACAGACUUGUAGCUGAGAUGCUUUUAUCAUGGCAGUGCUCAUUUAUUAUCCAUCUGCAAACACCUGGGGCCUUACCCAUAAAAGGUUCUAUUGCUCAACAUAUCCAAAUCCAAGUCAUUGUUGAGGUAGAGCUGCAGUACUGCAAAUACAGGCCUUGGUACAGCUAUUCUGUAUAUCUUUCCUCUUACAUGGUAAUCAAUUCAUUCCAAAUAGCCUUUCCAUUUUACUUGUGUCCUAAUAAUUAAUCAUGUCCAAUAUCUCUAGCCAUUUGUCUUACAUUUUUCCCACAUGUUGUGUGUAUUUGUCUGUUUGCCUUUGUGAAGAUGGGGAUGAUGAUCAGUCCAUUGCCUUCAGAUGAGCUGGCCAUUCAUGUCAAAAUGGAGUCUGUCUCAGUGUUCUACCCUCGGUUAUGUUGAUAUGAUCUGUAUACACUGGCUGCUUAUGAUCAAAUGUCAUUCAAGAGUGCUGGACUGCUUCGGCAGCUUUGUGUAUCGAUUGGAACAUCAUAAUCCGCUUAAAUGUUCCAUACAGUUUCCUCCUCUGCUGAAAGCAUUGUGCCUGCACUCUUCUGCUAAAUGUCUUUCACUUGUACAGCCUUCUCCAAAUUUGUGCAUUGUGGUAGCUUUGUGUUGUAGUCAACUGUAUGCCAAUGUUAUACCUUCAACGGCUCAACUGCUGUGUCAUUCCCACUAAUAGCCAUGCAUAAUCCUCCCUCGUCCUCCUCUUGACCCCUCUUGUAUGCACUCCGUGGCCCUUGACAGAUAUGAAUGUUUGCAUAAGAACACAUCCGUGGGUAGCAGCAGGGUUGUACUCCGACACCGAAGACUACCGUAGUGGUUCUGAAUGAUGGUGGAUGGAAAAGCAGUGCGUGUAUAUUCUGUCUGCCGUUUAGGCGUUCUUUUAAAGGAGUUGCCGGUCAUCAGUGUCUGCCUUUUUCAGUUCUCUGCUGAGGGGGGAAAACAUUGAUUACCGGUGACCCGAUCAUUUUUUUUCUUCUUUAGAGGUAAAUGGGCCAGGAUCGCUUUUAGCAGCUAUCAGAGUUAUUACUUUAAGCUAAAUUAUCUGUCAUCGUCAUGCGAUUGUUUCGUUAAAGUACAAAAGAGGUGAACAGGAUGAACAUUGGCCAUGGUAGUCUUUUUUUUUUUAUGUGUGUGGACAUGAGUAGAUGAGUUUUUUUUUUCCUGAUGUGAAUCCACAGUAAUCUCUUAUUGCCUUAGCAGCACACAUUAAGACUUGGAGUUGAAGACUCGGUCAGUAUGUAUGCAAUAACCUUCUCACUUUAUAUUAAGACUAAAUAUGCAUGGGACACAACCUUUUCUGUAAGGUCAAAGGAAUGUCUGGAGCGCAAUACAGAGAUGAUGGAUCGGAAUUAUCACGGUAGGAUGAAGCAUGCUACAUUUUUUUUGUGUUGCGAGUGUGAAUCUGUCAUACUGUGAUCUUAGAAUUAUCGGGUUCCAUCUGCGGCCAGCAGGUUUAAGAUAUUAACUUUAUAUUAACACUAUUGAAAGCUCCAGAUCAGUGCCCCUGGAUCUGAUCAGCAUUCAGUAUCCUGGCUAAGGACCCUUAAGCAAGGCAGCAGCUUGCUGUUUGUGGGGCUUACACCUAACUCCCUCAGUUCAACAGCUAUCUAUUAACUCACUGUCACCCUGCUGGCAUUGUUUUAAAUGUCAAUCACAUUAUUCUGUUUUUUUUUCUUUCUUUCUUUCUUAUUGAUUCUAUAUUGUUUUCAACCCACUUGAUAAACGUUUCUACAAAUCAAACAUCGCCACAGAUGAUGUUCAGGCUGCUUGAUUAUGACUGUUCAUUUUGAAAUGCGUAAUAUAAAUAACUUAUUUUUUUCAACUUUGUCAAACCUUUUUUUAUACCAAAAUGUCAGAUGGAAACUUGUCAUCCCAAAGUCACAAUAUGCUCCCUUCAUUUAAUUUUCUUUAUAUAUAUAUAUAUAUAUAUAUAUAUAUAUAUAUAUAUAUAUAUAUAUAUAUAAUUUUAAGCGUACUAUAUAGUGUUUAUUCUGUUAACAUUUGAUUUGAUUGAGUCCAUUAUGAUGUGAAUAAGAAGCAGUUAUAGUGCUCACCACAUGUUAGUUUUGAAGUAACCAGAAUCAUUAUUUUUUUUUUUGUAAAGUUCUGCAAGAAUCCUGCAAAGUCCAGAGUGGCCU
This is a messenger RNA of Lampris incognitus (smalleye Pacific opah), 4822 nucleotides long. RefSeq names its product beta-1,4-galactosyltransferase 3. Gene Ontology annotation, biological process: carbohydrate metabolic process. NCBI's taxonomy places the organism in Eukaryota, Metazoa, Chordata, Actinopteri, Lampriformes, Lampridae. The record is from RefSeq and is a predicted model, not a curated record. Bases 760 to 1941 code for a protein of 393 amino acids. Gene Ontology annotation, molecular function: glycosyltransferase activity. The transcript has 6 exons.